AUGCUCUGCCGAUCGUGUCGGCGCGCAGUGGCGCUGUCCAAAACCAGCCCCAGCAACCUUGUCUCCAGAGCUUCCGUCGCAAGCUUCCCGGUCGCAACAAGAAGCUACUCCUCGAUCGCUUCAAGAACCAAUGCUUCCACUGCUUUCGCCUGCCAAUCGUCAUCGCAAUCGAAUUUCCAAAUACCUUCCCAGCGUGCCUACUCCACGGCCGAGACCACACCGACACUCGAGAAGCCCGACCACCUCGACGCCGCCGAGUCGACGAUAUGGGAUAAGCUGGUGGCGGAGUUCUCCCCUUCGGAGCUGAUAGUCCAAGAUGUCUCCGGCGGCUGCGGCUCCAUGUACGCGAUCGACAUCACCUCGGCAAAGUUCAAGGGCGCCAACAUGCUCAAGCAACAGCGCAUGGUCAACGCGGUGUUGGGCGACAUGAUGAAGCAGUGGCACGGCGUCCAGCUGAGGACAAAGGCGCCUUGA
Colletotrichum karsti is the source of this 474-nucleotide messenger RNA. Its product is annotated as BolA-like protein. Lineage: Eukaryota; Fungi; Ascomycota; Sordariomycetes; Glomerellales; Glomerellaceae. The coding region runs from base 1 to 474 and encodes 157 amino acids. The transcript has a single exon. The record is from RefSeq and is a predicted model, not a curated record.